AGGUAUUUGUUUACUGCUUGCUUCUAGCAAGUCGGGGCUUACGCCAGUUUCCUCACACACUCUCAGUUAGUCUUUGCUGGUUGAUAGGCUGACUGCACGUCCUUAUGGGUUCUGUGCUAGUGUCCGUCAUCGCUGUCGUCGCCGCCAUCGGCGUGGGCUGGUGCACCAUCGAGGUGACAUGCCGGCCGUGCCUCUCCUAUGUGCGAGCUAAGAUGCGCGAGGAGCAGGAAGCAUUGCUUCAAGAUCCUCCUACGGCAUCUUAAACGUCAACACCACUUAUAACCUCGGUCUGCCAGCGAAACUCGCUUCCCACAAUCAUCCGCUCCACCUGUCAAAGGAUUCUGGACUCAUUCUCCUCUGCCUUCGCUCCUUGUCGCUCCUUGUCGCUCCUUGUCGCUCAUCUGCUUCAUGCUCCAUCACAGUCCAGUUUCAACCCCCCGUUGGAACUACAGCACCGGUACAGUUCGACAGCCCCACUCAACUUGUUCGCAUAAUUUCGAUAGAUUCACCAGUCUGUCUUUCAGAUGACCAUGACAAUGACUCAUCUCAGACGAUUUCCGUGAUAAGGCAUUGAAGUGCCAUCAAGCGCACCCGUGCUGCACCGCUUCCCCAUUCUCUUCCCAGCUCCAUGCAUCCCUGCUCAGCAUCAGUCCCACAGACAGCCACGCACCCCUGCUCCUCCUCCCGCAAUCCCUGUCCCAUCAAGCCGGCAAUGAUCAGGGAAACAGAUUAAGAUGUGGCCUGCAUAUGAGCUAGCAUGCAGCCGUGCACGCCUCAAUAAAUCAUGGCAGUGCCCUGCAAGGGCAUGAGGAGACGUAGGACAUUGACAUUGUAAUUAGGCAUACCUUAUUUAGGCUAGGUGUGUGCAUCACUUCAUAGAUUCAGUAAUGUGCUGCAGAUAUGUUUUGCAUUGUUGCAAUGCAUGUACUCUGUCCUGAC
This is a messenger RNA of Closterium sp. NIES-67, 939 nucleotides long. Lineage: Eukaryota; Viridiplantae; Streptophyta; Zygnematophyceae; Desmidiales; Closteriaceae. The record is from the annotation of a GenBank genome assembly.